AAACGGAUUUGCUAAGUUCUAUAUCGGUUCCUAUAUCCUGAAUCUCAAAAACUAGUUAAAAACUUGGAAUAUGAUAUUAUUUAAUUUUAUUUAAUUAAUCGGUAUUUUAAAUAGAAAAUUAAAGUAAACAAGUCGAGAAAGCGAUGGUUGAAUCAAAAUAAUUUUUUUUUUAAGUUAUAUUUCUGUCAGAGGACAAUAUGAAUAUUCCAUCAUAUUCACUUAACACACUAAAGGGGUUAUAUGAUAUAUCUGGUGUGGAAGUAGGCCAACAUUUCUAUUGGCAAAUAGGAGGUUUCCAAAUUCAUGGUCAAGUACUUAUAACUUCUUGGGUUGUAAUUGCUAUCUUAUUAGGUUCAGCUGCUAUAGCUGUUCGGAGUCCACAAACUAUUCCGACUGGCGGUCAAAAUUUCUUUGAAUAUGUCCUUGAAUUCAUUCGAGACGUGAGCAAAACUCAAAUUGGAGAAGAGUAUCGUCCUUGGGUUCCCUUUAUUGGGACUAUGUUUCUAUUUAUUUUUGUUUCGAAUUGGUCAGGGGCUCUUUUGCCUUGGAAAAUCAUACAAUUACCUCAUGGGGAGUUAGCCGCACCCACCAAUGAUAUAAAUACGACUGUUGCUUUAGCUUUACUCACGUCAGUAGCCUAUUUCUAUGCGGGUCUUACAAAAAGAGGAUUAAGUUAUUUUGGUAAAUACAUUCAACCAACCCCAAUUCUUUUACCCAUUAACAUCUUAGAAGAUUUCACAAAACCUCUAUCACUUAGUUUUCGACUUUUCGGAAAUAUAUUAGCGGAUGAAUUAGUAGUUGUUGUUCUUGUUUCUUUAGUACCUUUAGUGGUUCCUAUACCUGUGAUGUUUCUUGGAUUAUUUACAAGUGGUAUUCAGGCUCUUAUUUUUGCAACUUUAGCUGCAGCUUAUAUAGGCGAAUCCAUGGAGGGUCAUCAUUGAUUAGUGUUAGGAAGAGUCUAUCGUUUAGUUUAGAUCCAGGUAAUAUAUCUAUGUAUCAAGAUAUUCUAUCAAGAUAAUCUAUGUUAUCUAGAACAUAUAAAUGUCAAAAUUCAUACAGUCUAACCGGAAUAGAAAAAAAAAGAUUCGAGCGAGAAGUGUAAAAUAAAAAAGAAAAGAAGGCGUUGGUUAGUAGAGAGGGGGUGCCGCAGGUAUGUGGAAUCUAAUGACUAUUUAAGUUAAUUCUUGCAGAUUAGAUGGUUCGAAGAAUGAUUAGAAAAUCCGAUUGAAUUAAAAAUAGAAUCGCCGGUUUACGUUAUUGAAGAAACAUAUGUAUAUUUUAUAUUAGAGAUUGGCAAGUUAUAUAUGAAUGAAUAUUUCAUUUGCCCUACUUAAAUUUCUUAAAUUUCGGAUACCAAACUGAAGUCCUUCCGUUUUGUUUAGGACUGCGAAUUGAAUGAAUAAACAGAUCAAAUAACGAAAAAGAUCGAAGAAUGAUUAAUGAUUAGAAAAAAUAAAUGGAAAACUCGGGUUGUAUUAAUUCAGAAAGACUCAACAAAUAGGAACUAAAAAAAGAUUAAGUCUUUCUAAUGAUCGAAUGAUUCAAUAAUAUUAUUAUUUAUUAUUUCAAUUUGGCGUUUUUAUUUUAGUUAUUUCGACUGGAUGAAUAUUACUAACGGAAUAAUUAA
Amaranthus tricolor (Joseph's coat) is the source of this 1627-nucleotide messenger RNA. RefSeq names its product ATP synthase subunit a, chloroplastic. The coding region runs from base 198 to 941 and encodes 247 amino acids. Gene Ontology annotation, biological process: proton motive force-driven ATP synthesis. NCBI's taxonomy places the organism in Eukaryota, Viridiplantae, Streptophyta, Magnoliopsida, Caryophyllales, Amaranthaceae. The record is from RefSeq and is a predicted model, not a curated record. Gene Ontology annotation, molecular function: proton transmembrane transporter activity. The transcript has a single exon.